AUGCAGUAUCCAGUAUUUCCCUUUAUACUUUCCGACUAUACUAAUGAAACAUUGGACUUAAACGAUCCAUCUGUUUAUAGAAAUUUGAUCAAACCAAUAGCUGUACAGUCAAAGGAAAAGGAAGAUCGUUACGUGGACACUUACAAGUACCUAGAAGAAGAAUAUCGUAAAGGAGCUAGAGAAGAUGAUCCCAUGCCUCCUGUACAACCUUAUCAUUAUGGAUCUCAUUACUCAAAUAGCGGAACAGUUCUUCACUUUCUGGUUAGAAUGCCGCCCUUCACAAAGAUGUUUUUAGCUUAUCAAGAUCAGAGUUUUGAUAUUCCAGACAGAACUUUCCAUUCUACUAACACAACCUGGCGUCUUUCAUCAUACGAAUCUAUGACUGAUGUAAAGGAACUCAUCCCAGAAUUUUUUUAUCUUCCUGAGUUUUUAGUUAACAGGGAAGGUUUUGAUUUUGGGAUACGUCAGAAUGGUGAAAGAGUAAACCAUGUGAACCUCCCACCCUGGGCUCGAAAUGAUCCAAGAUUAUUUAUCCUGAUCCACCGUCAAGCUUUAGAGUCUGACCAUGUUUCCCAAACCAUCUGCCACUGGUUUGAUUUGGUAUUUGGGUAUAAACAAAAAGGCAAGGCCUCUGUUCAAGCUAUUAAUGUCUUUCAUCCUGCCGUAAGUAUUCUUUUUUUAAAAAAUAAUACAUUUGCCUUUCUUUCAUUCAAUGACAGUAUCAGACCCAGCAUGUACGAGAGAUCCAGGCUCAUCUAAAAUGUAACAUAUUCCCAUUCUUAGGUGGACAUUCCUACUACAGAACAGCGUUACCUGUCUUCUAUGUGUUAAGAUACUUUAUUAGGCUGCAAUCAACCCAUUACUAUAGUCAGUGAUUAGUUCAAAAUUAUCGCUGCU
Molecule: messenger RNA, 897 nt
Organism: Protobothrops mucrosquamatus (brown spotted pit viper)
Lineage: Eukaryota; Metazoa; Chordata; Lepidosauria; Squamata; Viperidae
Product: lysosomal-trafficking regulator
Exons: 5
Coding region: 1-759 (252 amino acids)
Biological process (GO): intracellular protein localization
Cellular component (GO): membrane; cytosol
Molecular function (GO): protein kinase binding
Source: RefSeq, a predicted model, not a curated record